Molecule: messenger RNA, 9250 nt
Organism: Neofelis nebulosa (Clouded leopard)
Lineage: Eukaryota; Metazoa; Chordata; Mammalia; Carnivora; Felidae
Gene: TSC22D2
Product: TSC22 domain family member 2
Exons: 4
Coding region: 133-2499 (788 amino acids)
Biological process (GO): regulation of transcription by RNA polymerase II
Source: RefSeq, a predicted model, not a curated record
UCACAGCGGCGGGCCUCAGACCCCAGCGCGGACGCGGACUUUGUCUUUGGGCGCCCCUGCUCUGCCCUUCCUGGUUUCCGGCAAGAUCGCAGAGGAGCCGGCGUGCCUCUCUGCCCUCCAGCCUUCCUCACCAUGUCCAAGAUGCCGGCCAAGAAGAAGAGCUGCUUCCAGAUCACUAGUGUCACCACGGCCCAGGUGGCCACUAGCAUCACCGAGGACACCGAGAGCCUGGACGACCCGGACGAGUCACGUACGGAGGACGUCUCCUCCGAGAUAUUCGACGUCUCUCGGGCCACGGAUUAUGGCCCUGAGGAGGUCUGUGAGCGCAGCUCCUCGGAAGAGACGCUCAACAAUGUUGGGGAUGCGGAGACUCCCGGGACCGUCUCCCCAAACCUCCUCCUGGACGGGCAGCUGGCGGCCGCGGCGGCUGCUCCCGCCAACGGAGGAGGAGCCGUUUCGGCCCGGAGCGUGGCUGGGGCGCUGGCCAGUACCGCGGCGGCGGCGGCGGCCGCCACCUCGGCCCCCUCCGCGGGGGCACCCGGCGGUCCCCCGGUCGCGGGCUCGUCUGCCGGGCCAGGGACUGCGGCCCCAUCGCAGCCCCCCACCACUUGUAGUUCCCGAUUUCGCGUGAUCAAGCUGGACCACGGGAGCGGGGAGCCCUACCGCCGCGGCCGAUGGACGUGUAUGGAAUACUAUGAGCGGGAUUCGGACAGCAGCGUCCUGACCAGGUCCGGGGAUUGCAUUAGACACAGCAGUACUUUUGACCAGACUGCGGAGCGGGACAGCGGCCUGGGCGCCACCGGAGGGUCGGUGGUGGUGGUGGUGGCCUCCAUGCCAGGGGCGCACGGGCCCGACUCGGGAACUGACAGUUCCUUGACUGCUGUGUCACAGCUACCCCCGUCGGAGAAAAUGAGCCAGCCCGCCCCGGCCCAGCCGCAGAGUUUUGGCGUUGGGCAGCCACAGCCACCGCCGCCCGUAGGUGGGGCUGUGGUUCAAAGCGCGGCUCCAGUGCCGCCGUUCCCGGGAGCCGCGGCCGGGCCGCAGCAGAUGAUGGCAGCCCCGCAGCCCAGCCAGCCCCAGGGAGCCGGCCCCGGCGUCCUCCCGCAGGGGCCCAACGGACAGGGUCUGCCGCUGACGAAUGUAACCCUGACGCAGCCCGGCGUGCCCCUGCCGCCGCAGCCCGGCCCGACCCUCGGAGCGCCAGCGACGCAGCAGCCUCCGCAGUUCGCGUACCCCCAGCCUCCGCUCCCGCCCGGGCAUUUGCUGCCCGUCCAGCCCACGGGGCAGAGUGAGUACCUACAGCCGCACGUGGCCGGCCUGCAGCCGCCAAGCCCUGCUCAGCCCUCGUCCACCGGCGCCGGAGCGAGCCUCGCCACGCCUGCCAGCCUGCCGGUGGGCACCGGCCAGAAUGCCUCCACGGUGGGUGCGCAGAUAAUAGGCGCGUCUUCCCUGCCCGGUGAAGCCGUGGCUCCGGGGCCGGGACCCGCGCAGGGCGGGCAGGCCGCGCCUGGUCAACCGGCUGGAGUGCCCCUGGCCGCUGUAGGAUGCGCGGUGCAGCCGGGCCUGGUUCCCCCUGGGACCGGGCAGCCCCAGUCCGUGCCUCCGCCGCAGAUGGGCGGCAGUGGUGCGCCGUCGGCCGUGCCUGGCGGCCCCCACGCCGUGCUGCCCGGAGUUCCAAACGUGCCUGCAGCCGUGCCCGCUCCAAGCGUGCCUAGUGUGUCUACCACCUCUGUUACUAUGCCAAAUGUACCCGCGCCUCUGGUCCAGUCGCAGCAGCUGAGCAGCCAUACGCCAGUCAGCAGGAGCGGCAGCGUAAUCCAGCAUGUUGGGCUGCCCUUAGCGCAAGGCACACCCAGUGUACCAACAAGUCUACCACAGUCUGACUUAAGCCAGUUUCAGACUCAGACCCAACCUUUAGUCGGGCAAGUUGACGAUACUAGAAGAAAAUCAGAACCCCUACCUCAACCACCACUUUCUCUCAUUGCUGAAAAUAAGCCUGUUGUGAAGCCUCCUGUUGCAGAUGCCCUGGCAAACCCCCUUCAGUUAACACCUAUGAACAGUUUGGCCACCUCUGUAUUCAGCAUAGCUAUUCCUGUUGAUGGUGAUGAAGACAGGAAUCCUUCAACUGCUUUCUACCAAGCGUUCCAUUUGAACACGUUUCAGGAAUCAAAGAACCUCUGGGAUAGUGCAUCUGGGGGAGGUGGUGUAGCCAUUGACAACAAAAUAGAACAAGCAAUGGAUCUGGUGAAAAGCCAUUUGAUGUAUGCAGUAAGAGAAGAAGUGGAAGUUCUAAAGGAACAAAUAAAAGAAUUAGUUGAAAGAAACUCUUUACUUGAACGAGAAAAUGCACUGUUAAAAUCUCUUUCAAACAAUGAUCAAUUAUCCCAACUCCCAGCCCAACAGGCCAAUCCUGGUAGCACUUCUCAACAACAAGCAGUGAUAGCACAGCCUCCGCAGCCAACGCAACCUCCACAGCAGCCGAAUGUCUCCUCAGCAUAAAGCUUUCUUGCCUCAUUAAGAAAAAAACUGAAAGCAAUCUAUCCUUGUGUGCCACUGGUAUUCUUUCCACUUUAUACGAAAGCAAGUAGCCAUGCUUCGGUUGUGUGUUUGGCCUUUUCAGUAUUAGACAAUCAUUCUACAGGAGCUUUUCCUCUCUUUGAGAUGUCAUGCAGCGCUGUUGAUGUCCAGUUUUAUGUCAUCAGUACACAAGGAGAAUAAUAGGUGGGGUUUAUUAAAGCAAGCCGAGUCUGCAUUUUACCUGGUGCGCAUGAGUGGGGUCUUUUCAGAGCUUUGGUGGCUCUCCCAUGUUUCCUGUUACCCGUGGAUUUACCCUGAGCCUUCCUCGCACAUUAUAAAUAACAGUUCAUCUAAAGAGCCACUUUUCUUUCAAUAUCGGUAACAUUUGCCUACGUAAGUUUUCAUUUAUUUGUGUUUUAUUUAUUACAGGGCUGCUAUUUUCAUAAUGUACAUGAACAAUGUCACAGAACUUUUUUAAUUUUUUUGAAUAAUUAUAAGUAUCAGUAAAGGAUUUGAAAGACAGGAUUGCAUUUAAUAGAUAAAAUGUUUAGGCAAUAAUUGAACAAAAGAAUCCUGGCAUAUUUCUAACACUAAUGGCAAUUUACCUUCGGUAUUUAUUUUCAGUAGUAAAGACCCAGCUUGAAUGUAAAUUUUGUAUAGUGUAAGUAUGAAGAACAUAGUGCAACUGUACAGGUAGUCACCAGUUAUUGUGAUAUAAUAAAUAAUUGGGCUAUUUUGAUGAAGAAAACUUUGUUCAUUUGUUUCUACUUUCUAAUAGAGAAAUUGCCACGAUUCCUCUGCUUUUUGACAUUUCGUAUGACUUUCUUUCUUCGGGUGGGAAUAAAAAGCUGUGAAAUUGUUCAAUCUACUUUGUAACCAAAGAAGCAAAGCUGUGUAAUGGAGUUUUUUUUUUAUAAUGCACAUUCUUUAUGUAUUUUUAUUUAGUGUUUUCUCGGUCACAAUUUUCUUUGCUGUCUAGCAUGAUCUGCAUGACCUAUAAUCUUUGAACCACUUUCGUACCUCAUGUUUUUAUCCAGCACUCUUAUUGUAAUAUGUACUAGUCUGUGAACAAUGUCAAAUAAAAGAACGAACAGGUAGUAUGGUGGAGCUGAGCUAGUGUACCAUACACUAGUUGUAAAAAAAAAAAAAAAAAAAAAAAUGAAGUGAGCCAUCUUUUGUUCAUUUAAAAUGGUGUUUUGAAUUUCGUAUGCAGAAAACGUUUUGUUACAUUGCAGAUUUUAAUGUAUUUAAUAAAUGCAACAUGCAGAUUAAGUGCAGUGUAUACUGAGUAUUUAAAUUAAAAUGUACAUUUCAUAAAUACAGUUUCAAGAGAAAGCAUCAUUUUGUGUAUACUAACACAUUAAGUGUAUGUCAGAAAUUGAUGUAUAAAUAUAUAUUUUAACACAUUUUCUGAAAUUAAACUGCAGUUUUGUUGAAAUAUUUGGCUCUAUAUGUGUUCAAAAUUUAAUUUGAUUAGCUUUGUAUUUUCACAGUUCAAGAUAUUCCUUAAAUGAAAACCUGUGUUCUUAAUGAUUUAAUGAUAGUUCUUAAAUUUUCAAAGUAAAAUAAUUUAAGAAUGCAAGAAUGGUGAGCAAUAUUUGUACUCAAGAUUCAUAUUAUGUCAGUGACCUUUAAGUAAGAAAUCCUUGUCUACCAAAACUUUUACUUGAAUUCAGAAAGGUGCCUGUAGAAAACUUAACAUGCUGUGUGUCUAUAGCCAGCUAGCUAAUCAGGAGUUAACGGGAACCAAUAGUUAGCUCUCUGCGUUGUUAAAAGAGGAUAAAUAACUGUUCUUUGUCUAUUUAAAAUUAAAACUUCAUCAGAUUUAGCCACAAAGGAAAUGCGUAAAAUUGGGGUGUAUGUAGGAUUACCAAAUAUUUUAUGUUCUAGUUGUGCUGGAGGAUACAUUGUUGAAUAUAAACAAAAUUUUAAUGUUAAUAAUAUGAGAAAAAACUAAGGAACUAAGGACAUAAGCUUGAGAAGUAAUCCUGUAGGUGUGGAACAAGAUUCUAAGUAGAGUCACCACCAAUGCGUUAGGAAAUGAAACUUCCGUGUUGGAAUGUCAAUCACAAGGCUCACCAGGUGUGCUCCUCAAGUCCAAAAAAAGUGUGAUAUUUAAAACUGGCAGAGAAAAACUAGUAUUAGAAAAGGUUGAGAUUUUUGUGAAAAUACAAAUUUUGGUUCUUGGGAUAGAAAAACACUUCAUAAAGUAAUAGUCACAAAGGAAAUGAUUGAUAAUGUUAAUUUAAAAUGGUAAUUAAAAGCAAUUAUUACUAUUUUUGCAUUAAAAAAAAAAAAACCACCACAGUAGAAAAUAUGGGUAGUUCACAGAAGAAAUAAAUGGCAGUUUCUAAAGUUUCAGCCUCUAGUAACCUAAGAAAUGCAAAUUAAUAUUUAAUGAAUUGUUAUUUGUCUUUUAAAUAGCAGGACCUAAUGUAGAAAGGCAAACUUUCCUGUGUACUUCCAGAAAAUAAUUUGACAAUAUGUAUCAAGAGCCUUAAAUAUUAAUAAACUUUUCAGUUUAAUGACAUAAGAUAACUCAUGGUGCGGUGUUCAAAAGAUGCAAAAUUACAGUAGUGCUCGUCCUUUGCUCUCCCAUCCUUCUCCUUCCCAUUGGGUCCCCCUUCCCCUUACAUAACCCCCAAAACAGCUGUGAAAGGAAACCUUUACAUCCAAACCUACUCUCUUGAGGCACGCCCUCACCCCGAAGUCAGGGACAGACUUAAAGGUGGGAAAGCUUAACUGUUUUUUAGAAUAAAAUACACUGUAUUUGAGAACAACAUCGAGACAUUACCCCAAGUGUUCGGUUUGUUUAGAUCUUAAGUAAAUUUCAGUUUGACCUCAGAUUUAAGGUCCCUUAGUCCACAUAAUUGGAAUAUUUAUUGGGAUGCCAAUUUGGGGGGCACAAUCUUACAGGAAUGCCAUCUGUAAUUUUCUCUUGUAGACCAAAGUGCCACACAAGUUUUCUGUUGGUUUACUUUAACCAACCAGAAAAUCCUAGGUGAAGAAUUCGUUUCUGAUAAUGGCAAUAUGUCUGCAAUACAAACCGAACUUUCCCCAAAGAGAACUUAUUUUAGGUAGUUAACAGUGUGAUUUUACAGCUUGCUACACCCCCUCCCCAAAAAAGGCUUAUGAGGCGUUAAACAUGCGGUUACUUUAACUCAUAGUUGUAUGUUCAAAAUAGCUGGAUAUUUCAAUUCUAUUGUAAAUGUUCUGAGCUAAGUAGAAGUAUUAAGGUGGAAUGCUUUGCCAUCAAGUCCCCAGAGAUAGGUAAUCACAACUGUCUUUAUCCACAAAGAAUUAUCACAGGUCAGAGAUGAUGAUGUUUCUCCAAAUUCAAACUGGUCACUCCUAGACCUUUUAAAAAAGAGCUGGGGCAAGUCCUUAAGAUUAGAGUAAAAUACCUGUUCUUAGAUGGAAAUUCACCUCUGUAGAACUAGAAAUAAAAUAACAGCUAAUUUGGGGGGGAAAUUUUUCAGAUGAUCUGAAGUCUAAUUUUUUUAAAGGAGGCUCAGUGCAGGCACCUUGUGACUUGACUCAAUUCUCUUCAAUACUUUUAAAAGGACAAAGCCCAGGUCUAAAGAUUCACAGUUUGAGGACUUAGACAAACCAACAUGUACAAUGCAAUAGUGAAAACAUACAAAGAUGGAUUUGUCAGGGGAGGUUCCCUCACAGAGAUGACACCUGAUAAGGAAACAGUGCUCCAAAGUUUAAAGGAGAGCACAAACAAAACUCCUCGAAUUGCCACAGAAUUGUUUCCCAGGAGACAGACUCAGGCAAAGUCUGACUCACCAUAGUAGGUUGGCAGCUAGAACAAAAAUAACUUCCCGAAUGAUUUUAGGCAGUGGGAUUGUGACCAGAUAAGCAGUUUAGAAAAAUUAAUCAUUCUAGUUACCAAUGGGAGGUGAAUUGGUGGGCUGAAACUGGAAGUGGGGAAGUAAUUUAGGAGGUACAAUAAUCCAGAAAUGAAUAGGCAAAAUUACAAAAUGAUAAAUAGGCAGAUUAGUGAUGCUCAUGAGGAAGUUUGUCUUGGGUCUUUCUAUACCAUUAUCCCCUCUACAGUGAACAUUCCAUUCCCAACAUCCGGUGUCUGUUCUUUCUGCUUCCAAAGAAAGAUCAGAGAACCUUAUGUCUUAGAAUGUUUUAGUCAAACUCUUCCUUCCAACAGCCAUAAUACUUCAAUGAAAUGAAAGUCUUUGUUUAAAGGAAUUUCAAGAAUUUAGCAAAAGGGUAGGGGGAAUGGAAGACCCCUGGCUUCAUAUUUAUGCCUCUGUAAAUUCAGCCCUCUAGGUAAACCAAAUUUAGUUCCUUUAUGGUGACUAGAAUUAGAGUGUCCCAGAGCAUGAGUCCAAAUCCUGUCCCUCAAGGCUAUCCUUCCCCAAGAAGGAUAAUGUGAGUUUUGGCCCCAUUGCAGAUACUGAAACCCAAGUCAAAAUAGGUUUUGUUGGCUUCACCUUUUCAUUCUUCGACACAGUUCAAUUCAGAAGGCUUCUUUCUUCCCUGAAAGUCCCCUGCCUAAGCAAAAUAAUCUCUUCUCCCACCCCUUCCUGCCUCAAGCCUAGUAACCCAUGUUUCUAUUUUCUAGCAAUACUAACCUAAUGGCUUAUUAUUUAGUGACAUAUAUUUGCACCCUUUCAACAUUCUAGGAUGCAACUCUGUUACAUGUACUUCCAUGCCAAGUCACAGAAUUUCUAUAGCGAGAUCUGUUCUUUGAAUGUAUGUAUUCCUUUGUCAGUGGAGAAUAUCACUGUACAAGUGCUAUUUAAUGAUUUCCUUAGUGGGCUACAGUUGGUAUGGCAUGCUAUGUUCACAGAUGAAAAAUGGUAAGUGAGGCACAUACACAAAGCAAGCUACAGGUCAUAGACAUUUUUUUUUUUUUUUUUAACAAUCAUCAUAAAUAAAAGUAAGACAGCCUUUCGGGAUUGGUAAUGGUAAAGUAAAAAGUUGGUAUUUUGCACUGAUACAGUCUACUUGGUCAUAAAAUUUGUUCAACAUAAUGAGUUAGCUUUAUUUUUUUUUUCUUCUCCUUACCAGGAAAACUGAUAGAUUAGGCAGUUUUGAGAAUUCUUCCAUGAUGUGUUGUCAUAGAUUGAGCUAUAAAACAGCAUCUAACUUUGUGGACUAAGACAUUGCCCACAGAAGCCAAAGUUAUCCCUUUGAAAGAAGGAAGAAAGAGGUGUGGUAACUUAGAUCAUAAAAAAUAACUGAAUUUUAAAACAAGGCAAAUGCCACACUUCUACUUGCCCAUAUAAAAAGUUUUUACCUUUUCAUUUUUCUAUAUAACAACUGUAAAGUAGUCUUGCCUACUGCAAUCCAACUGUUUUCCAGAUCACAGUUCUCAUCCUCAUUUCACAGGCAAGCAACGCAUCUAGAGAUAGGUCAUACCUGAGGAAGUCCAUAGACAACAAGGGAAUAUUUUCCCCACACUUGGCGUGAAAUAAUUUACCAGGUCAGUGUCUUAUUCCAGUAUCUCUACUAAAAUAGAUAACAUAUAAUUUAAUCAGAAAAAAAGGACUAUGUGUAACUUUGUCAAUCCCCUAAAGGUUUUGUUUUUGAGAAGUUUGGGUUUUAUUUUUUGUUUUAUAGAAACACCGUUGGAAUGCACUUUAGUUCUAUUUCAAUUCAGGUGCUGCACCCUGUAAUAGAUGUUUGGAGAUAGAUAAAUGGGACAUGAUUUGUGCACUCCAGGAGCUAUGGUUCAUGUAGAAGUAAAAACUAAAGUGCCAUUGUUUAUUCAAAGUGUAUGUCAUAGUUUGUGAACGUCAUAUAAUCUGUUGAAUGAAAGGUUCAUGUAAAUCAACCGUAAUAUUGCCCUGCCACAUGACAUUGCCAGGAAGCAACUUUACAUCACCAAAAAGCUUUAACAUCAAACAGUACUUUUAGAAAGAGGGGACUUGGUGAAAAGCCUCCUAUCUCUAUAAUUGAGCCUGUGAGGUGUCCCCUAAAAAAACGGAACUAAUCUGAGAGAGAAGUUUACACAUUUUUUAAUACUCUUAAGUUUGUAGAUAAUGGAACUGAUUUAAAUCAAACUUAACUAGAAUAGAAUUUGUGUGUCAAUGAGUUAUAUUCUCUAUUGUCUUAUAAGCAACACACUCAUUAUCUUGGCUGACAAAACCAGCUACCAUUCAGUGAACCAAGUUAAGAAUAACUCAGGUGCCUGAUGCCAAAAAUAAAUCUGAUAGAGCUGGAAUCCAGAAACAACUAUGUAUUGAAUAAAUGAUAAAAGUAACAUUUCAAAUUAGUAGGAAAAGAAUGGAUUAUUCUACAAAUAAUAUUGAGACAACAUAAUCAUUUGGGGAGAGAAAAUAGAUCUCUAGCUCACAAAAAUUAAAUCCAGCUAGACAAGCUAGACAAGUCUAUUGCUUUUUGGUCACAUAUCCCUUGUAGAAAUCUCCCUGUAAAAAUUCAGAUAAGCAAAAAGUUUUAUAAGAUUAUGAAGAGAUGCCCAAACUCAGCAAAAUAAGGGAAAUGCACAAUAAAAAGAAGCUAUCUCAAAUCUAGUUGGCAAAUAUUUAAAAUCUCUAUAAAUCACAAACCUGCAAGAGUGGGAAAACAGAUAAAUUGGCACAGCUACCUUUAAAGGCAGUCAACUGGUAUCCAUUAAAAUGUAAAAUUCACAUGCCCUGUCGCUCAACAUUUCCAGUUUAUAAUGAAACACACUCCCAUUCUGUGUUCACAGGGUGGCCUGUACAAAGAUGUCACUUGUAACUUUGUAAUAGAAUAAAAUUGGAAA